AUGUCACCCACUCAUAUUUUUGAGCUAUUUUUUGAUGACGAAGUAAUUAAGUUGCUCAUAACUGAAUCAUUGAAUUAUGCAGUUUAUAGAAGUUUUACAAAUACUAAUUUGUCUACAGACGAAAUAAAAUGUUUUAUUGGUAUAUUGAUUUUGUCUGGCUAUAAUACAUUGCCUGGACGUCGCUUUUAUUGGGAUAGUUCACCUGAUAUGCAAAAUAUAAUUGUACGGGAUUGUAUGCGCCGCGAUAGAUUUGAAGAAAUUUGUCGUAUACUGCAUUGUGCAGAUAACUCUAAUAUAAACUCUGAUAAAUACUAUAAGUUAAAGCCUUUAAAAAAUCGCUUUUUAAAACACUUUGUUCCUGAACAAGAACUAAAUUAUGACGAGAGCAUGAUUAAAUAUUUUGACGGCAUUCUUGUAAGCAGUUCAUCAGAGGAAAGCCAAUACGGUUUGGAUUUAAAGAAUGGUGUAUAA
This is a messenger RNA of Melanaphis sacchari, 471 nucleotides long. Its product is annotated as piggyBac transposable element-derived protein 2-like. The record is from RefSeq and is a predicted model, not a curated record. NCBI's taxonomy places the organism in Eukaryota, Metazoa, Arthropoda, Insecta, Hemiptera, Aphididae. Gene Ontology annotation, molecular function: sequence-specific DNA binding. Bases 1 to 471 code for a protein of 156 amino acids. The transcript has a single exon.